Messenger RNA from Rhinolophus ferrumequinum (greater horseshoe bat), 4104 nucleotides. RefSeq names its product potassium inwardly rectifying channel subfamily J member 3 (gene KCNJ3). Bases 165 to 1670 code for a protein of 501 amino acids. The transcript has 4 exons. Gene Ontology annotation, molecular function: G-protein activated inward rectifier potassium channel activity. Gene Ontology annotation, cellular component: plasma membrane. The record is from RefSeq and is a predicted model, not a curated record. Gene Ontology annotation, biological process: potassium ion import across plasma membrane; regulation of monoatomic ion transmembrane transport. Lineage: Eukaryota; Metazoa; Chordata; Mammalia; Chiroptera; Rhinolophidae.
UCGUGGUACACCAGGAAAAGUGGGGGCGAGGAAAGCAGCCCUCAGCGCAGAGUGCGAGGCCAGGCUGCCGCUGCCGCCUGCUGCGCUGCCUCCAGCCCUCUCCCUCUGGCGCUCGGCUCCUGUGCCUUCGCUUCGUGUUUGAAUCUGGCUCUCCCCUCCGUAUUAUGUCUGCACUCCGAAGGAAAUUUGGGGAAGAUUACCAGGUAGUGACCACCUCGUCCAGCAGCUCGGGCUUGCAGCCCCAGGGGCCGGGCCAGGGCCCACAGCAGCAGCUUGUGCCCAAGAAGAAGCGGCAGCGAUUCGUGGACAAGAACGGCCGGUGCAAUGUACAGCACGGCAACCUGGGCAGCGAGACGAGCCGCUACCUCUCGGACCUCUUCACCACCCUGGUGGACCUCAAGUGGCGCUGGAACCUCUUCAUCUUCAUCCUCACCUACACCGUGGCCUGGCUCUUCAUGGCGUCCAUGUGGUGGGUGAUAGCCUACACUCGGGGCGACCUGAACAAAGCCCACGUCGGCAACUACACGCCGUGCGUGGCCAAUGUCUAUAAUUUCCCAUCUGCCUUCCUCUUCUUCAUCGAGACCGAGGCCACCAUCGGCUAUGGUUACCGCUACAUUACCGACAAGUGCCCCGAGGGCAUAAUCCUCUUCCUGUUCCAGUCCAUACUCGGCUCCAUCGUGGACGCCUUCCUCAUCGGCUGCAUGUUCAUUAAAAUGUCCCAGCCCAAGAAGCGCGCGGAGACCCUUAUGUUUAGUGAGCACGCGGUGAUUUCCAUGAGGGACGGAAAAUUCACGCUCAUGUUUCGGGUGGGCAACCUGCGCAACAGCCACAUGGUCUCGGCGCAGAUCCGAUGCAAGCUGCUCAAAUCUCGGCAGACACCUGAGGGUGAGUUCCUUCCCCUUGAUCAACUUGAACUGGAUGUAGGUUUUAGUACAGGGGCAGACCAACUUUUUCUUGUUUCCCCCCUCACCAUUUGCCACGUGAUCGAUGCCAAAAGCCCCUUUUAUGACCUAUCCCAGCGAAGCAUGCAAACUGAACAGUUCGAGAUUGUCGUCAUCCUGGAAGGCAUUGUGGAAACAACUGGGAUGACUUGUCAAGCUCGAACAUCAUACACUGAAGAUGAAGUUCUUUGGGGUCAUCGUUUUUUCCCUGUAAUUUCCUUAGAAGAAGGAUUCUUUAAAGUUGAUUACUCCCAGUUCCAUGCAACAUUUGAAGUCCCUACCCCACCUUACAGUGUAAAAGAGCAAGAGGAAAUGCUUCUUAUGUCAUCCCCUUUAAUAGCACCAGCCAUAACUAACAGCAAAGAAAGACAUAAUUCUGUGGAAUGCUUAGAUGGAUUAGAUGACAUUAGUACAAAAUUUCCAUCUAAGCUGCAGAAAAUUACUGGAAGAGAAGACUUUCCCAAAAAACUCUUGAGGAUGAGUUCUACAACUUCAGAAAAAGCCUACAGCUUGGGAGAUUUGCCCAUGAAACUUCAACGAAUAAGUUCAGUUCCUGGUAACUCAGAAGAAAAACUGGUCUCUAAAACCACCAAGAUGCUGUCUGAUCCCAUGAGCCAGUCAGUGGCUGAUUUGCCACCAAAGCUUCAAAAGAUGGCUGGGGGAGCAGCCAGGAUGGAAGGGAAUCUUCCAGCCAAAUUAAGAAAAAUGAACUCUGACCGAUUCACAUAACAAAACACCUCCUUAGGCAUUAUUUACUGUUUUGAUUUACUAAUGGUCCAAUAUUUGGCUGAUGAGGUAAUUCUCUCUAAGGAAUCUGAAAGGUACAUUUUCCCCCCAGUCAUAUAUGCAUAUUUGAGAACCCUUAUUCCAACUAUUGCUAAUGUGCAGAAAGCAAAAGUUGUGAAAGGAGGACAUCAUAAGGAAGUUCUUAUUAACGGGCAUGUAUUAUCACAUCGUGCAUGCAAUAAUGUGCAAAUUUUGCAUUUAGUUUUAUGGCAUGAUUUAUAUAUGGUAUAUUUAUAUUGUAUAUUCUGAAAAAAGAUAUAUAUAUAUAUAUAUAUUUAAAGGGGUGGUACUCUCCAUGACAUUUCUAACAUAUGUAUUAAGCCAAACAUGAGUGGAUCUUUCAGGGUGAUAAAACUAUAUAUAUAUGUGUGUAUAUAUAUGUAACUGUGUGUGUGUAUAUAUGUAUAUAUAUAUACACACACACCCACACAUGCACAUACAUAUAUAUAUCUGAUAAAAUUGUGAUGUUUUGUUCAAAGUUGUAGUUCUUGUGCAUGUUUAAUUUAUUAGGCUAGGAAGGCUACUGGCAUUAAUUAUUAAUACCAAAUAUUUUAGCCUUAAAUUAUUUGUCAUUUUAAAAUCUAAUUUAAUGUUUUCUGCUGUUUAAGGUCCUGGAAGAUUUUCAAUUGUACUUUAUAUGAGGGAAUCACAUAAGUCUGUGCUAUUUAUGGCCCUGCGAAAAUAUAACCAUUAUAUAUUUAACUUGUAAAUUUUAGAGCACAUCAAGACACUGAAGAUUCCUUAUGAUUUUUAAAAGUUGCUGGUACUGGGGGAAAAUAAACAGAUUAAUUUGAGAAUCAGUCCUCUCCUGGACUAAUUAAAAUCUGGAAAUCUGUUUUGUGUAUGAUCUAAUACAAAUAUGAACUCUGAACAAAUGCUGAAUCAUUGUGAUAGUCAGGAGCCAAGUUAUAUUGAAUAUAUCAGAAUCUGUGUGAAAUUACAUAAUUAAUGGUCCCUGUUUCAAACUGAGUUAAUUGGUAACAUUUUCACUUUUCUUCUGAAACUUCUGUCAUUUUAAAAAUUAAUAAUUUAUCCUUGAGGAAAAACAAUAAUACAAUGAAACAGAUGAUAAAUAUUUAUGCUUAAAAGUAUAUACGUCUAAUCGAGUCUCUUUUUCUUAUGCCUUUCUUUUGUUUGUGGCAUUUGUUGUAACAGGACAGAAAUUUUUUUCUCACCUGGGGAACCUAUUCCAUUCCAGACCUGUCAUCACUCAGUUCAAGAGGAAUGUUUUGUAUAUACCUGAGAGAAUUUAAAAUUAGAUGACUGGAAAUAUUUUACCCAUGUGUCUUUUGUUGGUGGUGAUGGUAGUUUGUUUGGUUAAACCCUGAUUUUAUUGGUGUAUUGGAUCCCCGGACUACCAAAAUAAACUUAGCAGUACUAUAUUUUUAACCCUAAGGUUUUAUAUUUAUGAUUCACUAGGGAAUCAAAACUAUUGCUCAGUAGAACACCUGCAAAAAUAAAGAUUUGGAAUGCAGAGAUUUUUAUUAAAAUUUACAAGUGCUCCUUAUCAGAAUAUCAUGGAUUUUCCUGUAAUACUAUUUUGAACUUUGCAAUCUACAUCUGCCCAGAAUUAAUCUCUUUCUCCUCAUUAAUAUGUAAAUCUUUAAUGAGUGGAUUAGGGGCUCAUCAUUUCCCAUUUUUAGCAAUCAUGUGCUAAUUUCCUUAUUGGAAAAUUACUACAUCAACAAUUCUAUCAUUGACUACAACAGUACCUUCUGGCUACCUCUGUAUCAACCAAAUUCUGUAGGUGCAAACAUAUACCAGGGAAUUGUUACUGGAAAAAAUGAUCAACCUAGAGCUUAGAUCCACUGUGAAUACAACUAGCUGUCCUGCCGCUUGAUCUCCAAACUUGCUUAUUUGCUGGAUAUAGGACAUGAAAUAAUAGCAUAAAAAGGAGGGAGUCCAGAGGGCAUAGUAUAUUUAUUAUCAGUGGAAGAAACUGCAUAGAUCAUUUAAUCCAAUGACUUAACAGUAAAUAGAGCCAUAAUUUAAUUUGGAGAGUUAUUUUAACUUGUUUUUGGUACCAAGCAGAACAUGGGGCCAAAAAUACUCUCUGAAUGUAUUCACUCAUUCAUUCAACAAAAAUUUUGUAUCUCUUUUAUGUCCUAGGCUUUUCUAGCUCCAGGGGAUCUGGCUAUGACUACGUCAGGGAGGUCACUGCCCAUUUGAACACUGCAUGUCAGUAGGAGAGUGGGGAGGGCACUGAGACAGACAAAACCAGAUCAUUUCAGACAGUCAAAAUAUUAGUGAAGUAAAGAACAAUGGUCACAUGAAAAAAAGGUUGGGUGGAAUAAGAAUUGAUUAUUUUAGAAGAGGUGCCUGUUAACAGAGGGCGUGAAAUUUAAACAGAGAUCUGUAUAAUGAGAAAAAAAAACAC